CAAAUGUUUUUACUGUUAAACCGAAAAUAAGCAUAUUUAGCGUUAGAAAGAACCCUGCGGCUGCGCUCUCCACUGAACCUAAACCCUCGCUAUGGCUCACAACGAGGUUUCCGCCGUAACACUCGGCGGCAAGGGUUCAUCUCUCUCUUCCUCCUCCGUCCACGCCGCCGCCACUGCCCAAUCUCAUGUCCGAAUCGAUUCAUCCGCACUCGAUAAACUCACGGCGGCAAGUUCAUCGUUGAAGCACAAAAUCACCAUCCCCGAAUUUCUAACCCUAGAAGAAACUCGGGCCUUCCUCAUCGUCCUUCUCAACAAACUCCUCCUCUGCAAAAAAUCGUCAAGCCACGUUCCUCAAUCUAUAUCGGAAGCACUCAAUUCUAAUCAACAGAGUUUCAAUUUCGAAGAGGAGCUCGAUGUAACCGAAGAAGAACACUCGAUCCUUGUGAACAAUGCGUGUUCGGCAUUGCUUGGUGUUGCUGCUGUACUGGAUCAUCGAUCGGCGGCGCUGUCUGCAUUUGCUGAUGUGGCGGCGGCGUUUUCGUGUGAGGCGUUGAAGGCUGAUGUGAAGGUUUUCGAUUUGAUGGAUUCCGGUGAUGGACAUAGUUCUAAGGAGGAAGUUGGUGUUGCUGGUGAUAUGAGGAUUUUGCUUAAUGGUUCGAAGUUUGUGGGAAAAGAAACGAUUGGUUCGGUUGUGAAAAUUCCUAAAGUUCAUGGGAUUAUUAGGGAGAAGGCGAAAUUGGUGCAUUCUAGAAUGCGAGUUGAGUUGAAUUCGGAUCAUAAUUUAGGGAAAAAUGAGCGCGGUAGUGAACAUACUGUGUGCAAUGUUUUGUUGCCUUUGGCAAUGGCAUUGAGGGAAUUGGGUGAGUGUAGUUUUGCACGCGCGCAAAGUAACUUGUUGUCCAUUAGUAGCGAUGCUUUGAAAUCGAGUAUCGGCGAAAUAUUUGCUAAGGAAUGCCCUACUGAUGCUAGUUUGGUUAGCAGUUUUAAUGAAUCUUUUCAUUUGUAUUCUGGAAGGGUUUAUGAUAAGUUUGCACAUGAAAUUAAUGUGCUUUUUUCGCUUGUGUGGAAAAUUGUGGCAUGGGAACUUUUGACUGCUUAUGCCGUACUUGAGGCUGCUGAGCUGAAUGAAAAGAUCCCAGAAGUUCGGGAAAACGGAGAGCAUUCCAAAGUGGAAAAGAAGAAAAAGAAGGCUGUUUUGGGGAAAGGAACUAGUUCGAUUUUGCCGUUGAUUAAGGACAGGUUGCAGGGUGAAAAACAGAGUCCUGUAGAGAAUUCGCGGCCAUUGGAGAUUUGGGUUGCAGAUUUUCUAUCAUUUUUGGAUUUGGCUAAACCUGAAUUCAACGAAUUUUUAUUGAAAGUGAAAGAUAUUGUAGAAAGCAAUGAAAGCAGAAGAUUGCCCAAGAUUCCUAAGGGGACUCGUGAUUUUGCUAAAGAACAAAUGACAAUUAGAAAGAAAGCAUUUUCAGUAAUAGAAGAAAUUUUUGAGAGGCAUGGCGCUACAUCCUUGGAUACUCCUGUCUUUGAAUUGCGAGAAACUCUAAUGGGAAAAUAUGGAGAAGACUCGAAGUUGAUUUAUGACCUUGCUGAUCAGGGUGGGGAGCUCUGUUCUUUGAGGUAUGACUUGACAGUUCCAUUUGCUAGAUAUAUGGCUAUGAAUGGUCUGACAUCUUUAAAAAGGUACCAAAUAGCUAAGGUCUACAGAAGGGACAACCCAUCUAAGGGAAGAUUCCGUGAAUUUUAUCAAUGUGACUUUGAUAUUGCUGGUCCUUCUGAAAAAAUGGGCCCAGACUUUGAGGUUGUUAGAAUUUUGACUGAAUUGCUUGAUGAGCUGAACAUUGGGGAUCACGAGAUAAAGUUGAAUCAUAGAAAGUUACUGGAUGGCAUGAUGCAAAUAUGUGGAGUACCUUCUGAAAAGUUCAGGACUAUAUGUUCAAGUAUUGACAAGCUAGACAAGCAAUCCUUCGAACAGAUAAGAAAAGAAAUGGUAGAAGAGAAAGGACUAACUGCUGAGACAGCUGACAGAAUUGGAACUUUUGUUAAAGAAAAAGGACAUCCUUUAGCAUUAUUAUCUAAACUUAAAAAAGAAGGCAGUGCUUUCUUAGAAAAUGCUGGAUCUGUUGAUGCAUUGAAUGACCUGGAAAUUUUAUUUAAAGCUCUGGAUAAAUCAAAACGCCUUGAUAAGGUGGUUUUUGACUUGAGUCUUGCCAGAGGUCUUGAUUAUUAUACUGGAGUUAUAUUUGAAGCUGUUGUUAAAGGGGGUUCUGAGGUUGGUUCAAUUGCUGCUGGUGGCCGAUAUGAUAACCUGAUAGGGAUGUUUGGUUCAAAGCAAGUUCCAGCAGUUGGCGUAAGUCUGGGAAUUGAGAGGGUAUUUACCAUAAUGGAGAAACAGCAGAAGGAUCAAAACCAGGUGGUUCGCCCAACCAAGACAGAAGUCCUAGUGAGCAUAUUAGGGAAUGACGUAACCCUUGCCGGAGAGUUAGCUGGUGAACUUUGGGAUGCUGGGGUGAAAGCAGAGUUCUUGGUCAACAAAAGAAGACCAAAGCACUUUGACUAUGCCAAAGAAUCAAGAAUCCCUUGGAUGAUACUUGUUGGUGAGCAGGAAAUAAAAGAAGGCACAGUGCAAUUGAAAAACCUCGAGGCAGGUAAUGAUGUAAACAUAAACAUCCCUAGAGAAAAUUUCGUUGAGGAACUUCGGAGACGGUUAAACCCAUAAGGCCCGGCAUUUACAGCAUCCUCUACUUAGCAUGUGUUUGGGAGUAGACAUUUUCCCCAUGUAUUUGGCAGCAAUCUAAGUUAUGUGAGACAGCUUCUCAAGUGGCAUCAUGAUUACAUCACUUCUCAAGUUCUUCGGCGUUCAUUUGUAUGUUUGAAGGAGUAUAGGUUAACACUUGAAGUUUCAUAUUCAUUUAGCAAAUUUUGUUGAGAAAAUAGCUUUUGUUACCAAGAUGUUGAGGUUGUUAUGUGGAGUAGAUUAAUCGAAACCUGGCACCCAACUGAAGUAGGAAAAUAACGAUCCCGUUUAGCCUAUCGCACCACUAUUUUUCAGCUUCUAUUGUUCCAUGAACUUUAUUUAAGUUUUUUAUUUUAUAUAUAUGUGAACUCUUAAGAUUUGUUUCUUUU
Messenger RNA from Cicer arietinum (chickpea), 3120 nucleotides. Its product is annotated as histidine--tRNA ligase, cytoplasmic. NCBI's taxonomy places the organism in Eukaryota, Viridiplantae, Streptophyta, Magnoliopsida, Fabales, Fabaceae. Gene Ontology annotation, cellular component: mitochondrion; cytosol. Gene Ontology annotation, biological process: histidyl-tRNA aminoacylation; mitochondrial translation. Gene Ontology annotation, molecular function: histidine-tRNA ligase activity; RNA binding; ATP binding. The record is from RefSeq and is a predicted model, not a curated record.